Molecule: messenger RNA, 1903 nt
Organism: Malaya genurostris
Lineage: Eukaryota; Metazoa; Arthropoda; Insecta; Diptera; Culicidae
Product: cytochrome P450 4C1-like
Exons: 4
Coding region: 51-1598 (515 amino acids)
Molecular function (GO): monooxygenase activity; heme binding; iron ion binding
Source: RefSeq, a predicted model, not a curated record
CGUCGCUGGAUUUGUGUAGUAAUUGAAAAGGGUAAAUUUUCCCAGACAAAAUGGAUGAAUCGGUUAGUUACUGGUUGCUUUCGAUCGUGUUGGUCCUAUCAAUGUUGUUCGUUUUGGAACUGGUGCAAAGAAAAGGACGACUGUUCCGUGCUUUGAAUAAAUUCGGAGGACCCCCAGUUCGUCCUUUCAUUGGAACAUUGGGAGAAAUAAUGUUCAUGAACCAAGCGAAAACAUUUCGAUAUGCACGUAUUUGGGCCAAGCGAUACAAAGGUUCAUACCGAUUCCUUUGGUACAAUUGGUUCUAUGUGCUGAAUGUGGUGCGGGUACGUGAAGCUGAGCCGUUGUUAUCGAGUACAAAGAACAUCGAUAAGAGUCGAUUCUAUGGCUUCCUGCAUCCACUGUUGGGUUUGGGAUUGUUGAAUAGCACUGGUCAAAAAUGGAUGCAUCGACGCCGAAUCCUAACACCUACAUUUCAUUUCAACAUACUCAACGGCUUCCAUCAAACUUUUGUCGAAGAAUGUGAUCAAUUAAUCGCUGCCCUGUCCGAAGAUGCCAGCUCCGGAAAAGCAACCAAACUACAACCGGUGAUGUCUAGGUUUACUCUGAGUACAAUUUGCGAGACAUCUAUGGGUGUAAAAUUAUCAACGAUGGCAGGAGCUGAUGAAUAUCGACAGAAACUAUACGAAAUCGGAGAAAUGCUGGUUCAUCGACUCAUGCGACCAUGGCUGCACAAUAAUUUGGCAUGCAUUCUCACGGGUUAUCAGAACGCUUUGCAGAAAUUGUUGCUUCCAGUUCACUUUUUUACCACUGGUAUUAUUAAUCAACGAAGGCAGGAGUUCCAGCAAACUACGGUUGAUAAAGCCGAAAUCAUCACCGAAGAAAAUCUUUAUACAAGCACAAAGAAACGAUAUGCUAUGCUGGACUCGUUGUUACUAGCGGAACAGAAGCAACAAAUCGAUGGUGAAGGAAUCCGGGAAGAAGUUGAUACGUUUACCUUUGAAGGACACGACACAACCGCAUCGGCAUUGGUGUUCAUAUUUUUCACUCUAGCUAGAGAGCAACAGGUUCAAGAGCGCAUUUAUGAGGAAAUCUGUGAAGUGCAAAAUCGAAAAUCAGUCAAAGAUGAACCAUUCAAUUCACAGGACUACGCCGACAUGAACUUCAUGGAUCGUGCGAUCAAAGAAUGUCUCCGGCUCUGGCCCCCGGUGCCAUUCAUUUCGCGAACAGUGUCCGAAGAUAUUGUACUGUCCGAUGGGAACAUCAUACCGGCGGGUGUCAUUGUUAACAUUCACAUCUUCGAUUUGCAUCGAGAUCCGGAACAGUUUCCUGAUCCUGACGUUUUUGAUGCGGAUCGUUUUCUACCGGAGAACGUAGACCGUCGAAAUCCGUAUGCGUACGUUCCGUUCAGCGCAGGACCACGGAACUGUAUCGGACAGAAGUAUGCAAUGAUGGAGCUUAAGGCUGUUGUCACACAUACGUUACGGCAGUUCAGGGUUCUGCCGAAAACUCGUCUAGAAGAGAUCAAUUUUGUAGCGGAUCUAGUGCUGCGUAGUACUAAUCCGAUUGAGGUGAAAUUCGUGAAAAGAACGGCAAACUAACCAGUGCGAAGCAGAAGUUAGAAUUUAGGUUUGAUAGAUCGCAACGAAGAGUAAAAUAUUGGAAUAAUAAAGUUUUAGGUUUAAACCGUAUUUGUAUCCAUAUGCUGCAAGGUACGAUCAAGAAUACUUAGGCUGUGAACAAUUUCGCGGUGAAUUUUAAGUUUUGGUGAAACCUGACACUUGAGUGGUUAUUUUGUGUCGAUUAGUUAAAUUUAAACUAAAACUGCGGCCCAUUUCAAAGUUUGACGGACGGAAAGUUAUUUGGGUUUGUGGAAAUAAUUUCAACUAGAGAAUUAAUAUUAGAA